CGGAUUUCGAUUGUGGGUCAUUUGACGCCACAGUGCAAAUUGGUAUUUGAAAUUUGACGUUUCUUGUCCAUCUAAAGGCUUCAGGCAAACCACUGUUCAAACAUCAAAUCUCUGACCUCACUUGUCAAGCCGGUGCUCAACACCCCGCUCAUCGCUUGGUCGCGAUCGUUUCUCGGUGCAAUAAACGACUCACAAUUACUUGACCAUUUACCUGUUUGCGAAAAACUCUCCUAGGCCGUUUUGACCAGUUGCUCUCUGCCGGUGAGCGGUCAUUUACGCAUCCAAUGGUAGCAAAUAUGUCACCAGAAGGCACUAACGAGCCAUUUGAUAUUGUUGCCACAUACAAUGACCUCCUCCUUUCCGAUCCCGACCUCACAAUGCCGAUCGCGGCUAUCGAAGCAUUAGUCCUUCUCCUAACUCACAACCCUGCUUCCACAAUAUCUGAAACUCUGGAUCUACUAGAAAAACACACCACACACUUAAAACGUACGAUACCGAAUCCAAUCGCCCUUUCAGCAGGCACCGAUCUUUUCCAACGGUACCUCAUAACAACAUUGCAAAGACCGGGCCAGCUCGGCCCCGGAGGGGAUUUCAAUGCGAUCAGAUCGCAUCUCCUAACCAACGGCCGGUUAUUCAUAAAGCGCGCAAAGGAAAGCAGGGAUAGAAUUGCUGCAUUCGGGAGAGGAUUUAUACGAGAUGGAAGCACUGUGUUGACAAACGGUGGUUCGAGGGUGGUUAGUGCCUUGUUGCGGAAGGCUGCGGACGAGCUGAAGGAAUCAGGAACUCCCGCGGCUAGAUUCAAGGUCAUUCAUGUUUUGUCAGAUAAUUGUGAUGGCAGUUCGUCCGGGCCGAAUCCAGAAGGUAUGGAUACGGUCAAUGCACUUAGAUCGAAGGGUAUUCCAGUAGCUACAAUCCCAGAGUCGGCAGUGGCAUAUGCACUGGGGAUGGUAGAUAUGGUUAUUGUCGGCGCGGAAGGCGUGGUUGAGAACGGCGGUAUCAUAUCGCGUCUGGGAACGUAUCAAAUUGGCCUUCUAGCGAAGGCUGAAAGCAAGCCAUUUUAUGUCGUUGCAGAGAGUCACAAGUUCGUCAGACUCUACCCACUCGGGCAAUACGACCUGCCGAUCAAACAGAAUGUUGUCGAUUUCAAGACAGAUUCCAGCGGUGAGUCCUCUAGGAAAACCACCAGCAUUCAAGCAGGAAGCCCACACCACGAGCAUGCAACGAAAGAAAAAACGGAUCACCUCGACGCGCUACUUAGCGGGCAAACGUUGUCAUCUGGCGAAGGGGAAACGUCAAUAAAACGGGCAGCUGUCGAUUUCACACCUCCCCAUCUCAUCUCAGCUCUCAUUACAGAGAGUGGCGUGCUAACACCCAGCGCCGUCAGUGAGGAAUUGAUUAAGAUAUGGUUUUGAGCUUCACGUUUUUGGCAUUGGACUUUCAUACCCUUUUUUCUUCCUCUAUUGUUAAGCGGCAAUUAAUACAUCCUCCAUUUGUUCAGUC
Histoplasma capsulatum G186AR is the source of this 1500-nucleotide messenger RNA. Its product is annotated as translation initiation factor eIF-2B alpha subunit. Bases 297 to 1412 code for a protein of 371 amino acids. Gene Ontology annotation, biological process: translational initiation. Gene Ontology annotation, cellular component: eukaryotic translation initiation factor 2B complex. The transcript is spliced from 2 exons. The record is from RefSeq and is a predicted model, not a curated record. Gene Ontology annotation, molecular function: translation initiation factor activity; guanyl-nucleotide exchange factor activity. NCBI's taxonomy places the organism in Eukaryota, Fungi, Ascomycota, Eurotiomycetes, Onygenales, Ajellomycetaceae.